AUGGCUACCAACGGCGAUUUUUCAGAUGACGAGUCCCAGCCCGGCUCCCCCAUUAUUGAUGCCAACGGCCACGAUGACAUUGAAGACCAAGAGCCUCUCGACCAAGAGGAGAAGCCCCUCAAGUCAGCGCUGAAGAAGUCGGAUUCCAUAACCCCCGCUUCCCAGCCAAAACGACCCGAGCUCCCAGAACAGCCCGAUCCAGAGACCAUCGACCUAUCUACAUUAACUCCUCUGUCGCCCGAAAUUAUCGCCCGCCAGGCCACUAUCAACAUCGGUACGAUCGGACACGUCGCUCACGGAAAGUCAACGGUGGUGAAGGCUAUCUCGGAGGUUCAGACUGUCCGAUUCAAGAAUGAGCUGGAGCGGAACAUUACGAUCAAGCUGGGUUACGCCAACGCAAAAAUCUACAAGUGCGACAACCCCGCCUGCCCUCGGCCGACAUGCUUCAAGAGUUAUAAGAGUGAGAAAGAGGUUGACCCGCCCUGUGAGCGAGAUGGAUGCUCCGGCCACUAUCGCCUUUUGAGACACGUCUCGUAUGUUAUCUGGUCCUUCUGUUCAAUUUUCUUUUACUGA
Molecule: messenger RNA, 573 nt
Organism: Aspergillus calidoustus
Lineage: Eukaryota; Fungi; Ascomycota; Eurotiomycetes; Eurotiales; Aspergillaceae
Source: the annotation of a GenBank genome assembly